Molecule: messenger RNA, 2110 nt
Organism: Medicago truncatula (barrel medic)
Lineage: Eukaryota; Viridiplantae; Streptophyta; Magnoliopsida; Fabales; Fabaceae
Exons: 3
Coding region: 173-1954 (593 amino acids)
Molecular function (GO): protein binding
Source: RefSeq, a predicted model, not a curated record
UCACUCCCCUAUAUAUUUCCUUUCAUUUUAUUUCUAGAGCAUAGUCAUCAAGUACACACUUUAGGUGUGAGAGAAGAAACCAAAACCUCAAAUAGUGUUCUGUUUUGAUAUUUUCAUGAUUCAACCUUGAAUCUUCUUCAAUCACAUCACCAUUUUCAACCAAAAAACAAAAAUGGCUGUCACAACUUCCUUUCUGAAUUCAACAGAGAAAAAACAACACUGGUGGCUCACAAACCGUAAGAUUGUUGAGAAAUAUAUCAAAGAUGCAAGAACACUCAUUGCAACACAAGAACGAAACGAGAUUGUUUCAGCUAUAAGUCUUCUAGACUCAGCUUUAGCUAUUUCUCCAAGUUCAGAUCAAGCCCUAGAGAUGAAAGCAAGAUCUUUGCUCUAUUUGAGAAGAUUCAAAGACGUAGCAAAUAUGCUUCAAGAUUAUAUUCCAAGUUUGAAAAUGGCUAAUGAUGAUUCUGGCUCUGUUUCUUCUUCUUCUGAUGGUUCUUCUCAACAGCUUUCAAGAGAAGGUGUGAAGUUACUUUCUUCAUCGGAUUCCUCUGCUCCAGAUCAGAGCUACUUCAAGUGUUUCUCUGUUUCUGAUUUGAAAAAACGUGUCAUGGCUGGUCUCUGUAAAAGUUAUGACAAUGAAGGAUAUUGGAGAUACUUGGUUUUGGGCAAAGCAUGUUGUCACUUAGGCCUAAUGGAAGAUGCAAUGGUUCUUUUGCAAACCGGAAAACGUCUCGCGAGUGCAGCAUUUCGUCGUGAAAGCGUUUGUUGGUCUGAUGACAGCUUCUCCCUGUGGAGCUCACCGUUCUCCGGUGAUGGUGCUUUGUCAAAGCAAUCAACAACCACUCCACCAAAAAGUCCUUUAUCAGAAUCUGAAACUGUGAACCAACUCCUAGCACAUAUAAAAUUCCUCCUGCGUCGACGUGCGGCUGCAAUAGCCGCAAUGGACGCAGGACUCCACUCAGAAGCCAUCCGUCACUUCUCUAAAAUUGUUGAUGGCCGCCGCGGCGCUCCUCAAGGAUUCCUUGCAGAAUGCUACAUGCAUAGAGCCUCUGCUUUUCGUUCUGCAGGUAGAAUUGCUGACUCAAUUGCUGAUUGUAACAGAACACUAUCAUUAGACCCUACAUGUAUCCAAGCACUGGAAGCUAGAGCUUCAAUUCUAGAAACAAUUCGUUGCUACCAAGAUUGUCUACAUGAUCUUGAACAUUUGAAGCUUCUAUACAACACAAUUUUGCGUGAUCGAAAACUUGCUGGACCGUUAUGGAAACGACAUAAUGUUCGUUACAAUGAGAUUCCUGGGAAAUUAUGCACCUUAACCGCAAAAAUUCAACAAUUGAAACAAAAAUUGUCUUGUGGCGAAACGCGUAAUGUGGACUAUUAUGGUUUGAUUGGUUUAAGACGUGGUUGUGCCCGUUCGGAAUUGCAACGGGCACAUCUUUUGCUUAGUUUGAAACAUAAACCAGAGAAAGCUAUUGGUUUCAUUGAACGGUGUGAACUCGCGGAUGAACGUGAUCUUGAAUCGGUUAAGGAUAGAGCUAGAAUGGCUUCCAUGUUGUUGUAUAGGUUGCUUCAAAAAGGUUAUACAAAUGUUAUGAAUACAAUUCUUGAAGAAGAAGCUUCUGCUGAGAAACAGAAGAAAAUGGUUUUGCAGUUACAACAAACAAAUGCAAAUGUACAUGUUAUUCAAGCUUCUACAAAUGCACAUGUUACUCAAGCUUCUACAAAUGCACAUGUUAAUGUUAAUGUGAAUGUGAAUGCAGUUGUUGAAGUGUUACAAAAGAAAAGUAGAGAAGAAAUGUUGGAGGAAAAGUAUGCAAUGUCUUCACCAAGCAUAGUGAAUCCAACGGUGUUUCAAGGAGUGUUUUGCCGUGAUCUAACGGUGGUGGGGAACUUGCUUUCACAAAGGUUUAGUAAUAGGUCAAUUCCAGUGAAGUACGAGGCUCUUAGUUGUUGAAAUUUGAAUUGAUUCAUUGGUUGGUUGGGGACUUGGGAUGUUUUGUUUUUAUCCGGCACAAAAAAUAUCUCUGAUUAUUGGUUACUUUUAUGUACAAAUGGAUAAAUUAAAUUUUGAAUAGCCGGGGAAAAAUUUAUUAAUUAAUUAAUUAAUUAA